Messenger RNA from Rhipicephalus microplus (southern cattle tick), 1707 nucleotides. RefSeq names its product protein D3. NCBI's taxonomy places the organism in Eukaryota, Metazoa, Arthropoda, Arachnida, Ixodida, Ixodidae. The record is from RefSeq and is a predicted model, not a curated record.
GCCGCACCAGCACGGGCCGAGGAAGCGCUUAUAUAGAGACGCGAGGGGGCGUCGCAAUCACUGACUGUGCGCCCGCGCCGGAGGACACCUACAACGCGACUGACUGCCCUUCUAUAAAUCUAUCGAGUCGUCGACGCAGACGAGUGUGCGGCCCCUGCAGCUCUCGAUUUUUUUCGUGCGCGCUCUGUUGACAUCGUUACCACCGGAGCAAACGUUACUACGGCCAUGCAGUUCGUCCAGCAGAUUCCGGGCCUGCUUCUUCUGGUGACAUUGCUGUGCUGCGACAGCAUCCGAGCACAGGACUCCUCUAACAUGGCUAACAUGACGAGCAUGAUGGCCAACGCGACGAACAUGACGGCCAACGCGACGAGCCCGACUAAUGUGACGAACGCGACGAUGGUUGAGUCGCCGAUGCCCGCCCAAAUGCCAAUGAACAUGACACAACCGCAACAGCAGCAACCGUCAAUCUGGACCACCGAGGAACUGGUCACUGACCUGUCGCUUCCCGGCGCGCCGAACGCGACGCUGGACGUCAGGUACAACGACUCGCUCCAGGUGACGCUGGGCAACAAGCUGACGCCCCUGCAGGCCAGUACAGCGCCCACCGUGUGCCUGAGAAACGUCAGCGUCGGCUGCGAGCCACCGUUCGCGCUGCUCAUGGUGGACCCAGACGCGACUAGCCGUCAGAACCCACAGUUCCGGAGCUGGCUCCACUGGAUCGUGGUCAAUGUCAACUCCACCGAGAAGCUCCACGAGGGUGACCAGGCUGUGCCGUACAACGGACCCGCGCCGCCCAAGGGUUCUGGACCUCACCGGUAUGUCUUCCUGCUGUACUGUCAGCGCGGUCGGCGACUCCAGGGAUCCGAGUUGGCUCCCGAAAAACGGAAGAACUUUAACCUCGCCGAAUUCGUCAACAAGACAGAACUCGGACCACCCCUGGCCGGGAACUUCUUUUUCGCCGAGAAUCCAUAAAAAGGGGGACAGUGCUUUAUUCCUCGAAUGCUUCGAACUGGUCACCGUCUUCUCCUUCUAUAGAAAGUACGCGUGUGCUAGAAAAAAACGCAUGUGUGGCAUUAGGGCCUCAAUGCGAAAGUUGGUCGAUGAAUGGACAUGUAGGGAUGUUGCGUAAGCAAAAGUACGAGUCGGGCUUUAGAAGCAGUGCAUUGAGUUCGUCUGUAGUCAGCUCUGUCGAUCGAAGUUCCACGCAGAUAACGCUAGCCGUCAUUUUUAGACCACACAAUAACUUCGACGAGUACAGACUGACAGCACAAAUGAGCGCUCACUGUGAUAAGACUAUUAUGUACCUAUACAGUUUACAUGCUCUACACGAACGCCCUGUUCAAUGUUUUCUCCCGCAUCAUCAGUCUUCUAUUGUUUUUGUUCCUUCAUUCCCUUCUUUAUAGACUGCAGAAAAUACAACCCCCCCUCCUCCUCCUCUCACAGCUUCAAAAGAGCCAUUUUAGCACCAUAAACGCGAUUGCUCUGCAUUGUUAACGUUUCUACACCCACUUCUGCAGCCGUGCAAUCGCUAGCUUCUCCAUUUUCUUUCCCACAAUUUUUUUCUGUAACACUUCGUACUAAAGAUAAAAUUGCGUUUGAUCCGCCCUGUUUGAAAGAAAGACCUGUAUUUAGUCAUUACUUUUCGAGCAAUGUUGUAAAUCGAAAAGUCAAUAAAGUGCUUCUGCACAUCAUUUUCGAAUGAGCGUA